CAAGAACGGAGUGAUUCCAUUCCCGCCAACUCGUGCUCCACCACGAGUUCCACCCGCUGUCACUUGACAGCUGAUCACAAAUCAGCCCAACCACAUACAUACAUUACCCCAAAAUAUUGUGCAACACCUGUGGUACCAUAACUCACCCCUAAAUGUCAUAAAUUCUCCUGAUUUACCCCUCCAAAUAAUUUCCAAGUGAACAUCACAAUAGAAUAACAGGUAAAACCCAUGUGUUCGUGACACUACCGCAAAUUCAUACAACUCGAGUAUAAACAGAUAAACUGUAAUUUCGCCCGGAACUAAUGCCAAACAAUCAGAUGACGCAUUGCAAAGGCCAAUCCAGCAGAAUACAGAAAUACUAGCAAAUAGUUAGAGACUUAAAUUCUAUUUUGAGGGGAAAACCUCAAGGAUAGCGACCGGUUCACUAAUUUAAUUGUCUUUGAGUGUUUGGUUGGAGACCACGUGGAUUUCUGACGUAAAGUAGACGUCAAUGAUUAGAGAUCAUAUGGUGGAAUGUUUUUGAUGAUGAGUUGACAUUUGAGUAAUGAAAAAAAAAAUCAUCUCCACUGAGAUUAUAAUCGGCUCAUGUGAAAAUUGUGAGAAGUGAUGAGAUUUUUAUGUGAAUAGUGACGGAUGAUGUUUGAGAAUUGUGUGCCGAAGUGGUCGACUGGAUCGAUCUUACGAGAAUGUUGACAGCUAGAUCAGGAGCACUCGGGGUGGGUAGAGUCCCUAGAACCCCGGGUCCAGUUGAGGGAAGUGAUCACCUGUUUCUGUUGCCUGAGAGAGCCCUCAUCAUGGACAGCACUCAUCUCAGGCAGGAUCUCGCUGGACUGGAUUUCAAUCUUCAUCUCAAUCUGCUUCAUACUGCACCACGUGGAAACGUCUGGCUCUCCGGAGCCGCUCCAGAGGAAACCAACCAAAGGUCCAGCUCUGCACACAAUCGCCACUCUCUCACGAAGGAGCAAACGAUGCAUUGGUUUGCUAAUGUCGGUGGUGAGGAUGAAUCUAUCAAUUGGACAGAUUCCAAGCGUCGCAGUCUCUACGACGAAGACUCCCUAGAUGGUGAUCAUCCCAAUGAGAAACAAGGACGAGAGUCCACGGGGAGUGCAAAGGACCUAGACAGGGUGAAGCUGGUGAGGGAGAGGCAGAAUGAAGAGAGACAGAGAAAACUCGAGGAGCUCAGGAAUCAGGCACUUGCUGCCCAGAGGUUCAGGGAGCAGAGGGAGGAGGAGAGAAGGAGACGCAUUGAUGAGCUGAGGUCGAGGGACAUGGAUAGACGGACCCAAGUGGAGGAGAGGAAGCGUCUGAUAUGGGAGGCAGAACGAGAACGGAGAGAAGCGAUACUUCGAAAGAAUCAGGAACGCGAGGCUCGGAUCGAGGCGAAGAAGAAGAACGAGAGAUCGCAUAUUGUGUUUGCAUUUGGUAGUUCAACCCCACGUAUGUUGGAACCAGCGGAUACCGGUGGUUCGUCAUUCUGGGGCACCCGCAGGGCUACAUCGACGACAAAUGUCAUGAUGUUUCCAGCAGCACAACCACUCACCAGGCGAUCAUCUGAACGAGAACUCGAUGGUAGCAAGAAACGUGCCACUUCGGCUGGUGGUCUUGAUCGCAAGCCUGGUGAAGAUAUGAGAAUGUCCUCGUCAAUGUAUGAGGUAUUCAAUUGGAAUUCUAGUCCCGAUCCUUCUUUAACUCAUGCAAAAAAUAAAAGGGCCAGCCUAUCGCUGCCUCCCACAACUGACAUCUUUGCCAUCGAUGAUAAAUCGGAUUGUGAUACUAGACGUGCUACCGUACAACGGCCGGCCACCGGUGAUGAUAACGAUGGAACAUCGGGUAGCCCAAGCUCAGUUUAUCUGCGUGUUAAUCGACGAAGAACUGAUCUGAUGCCAACGAUACCGUCUCCUCGGGACGGAGCGAUGUCAUCCCGUAGUUCAAGUGCUAAGGCGUUCACACGUUCACCAGGUAGGACUUACUCAAUGUCGAGACUGGAUCAGCUUUCACAGCCACGGAAGCCACGCAUUAAUGAGCUCAGCACUCUUAAUGAGCAGCGUCAGAAUGGGGGACAGAAUUUGGGCGCAAGCAGCAUGAGUCGAAGCAUGUCGCAUUUGGCUGCGCCCGGUUCCAAAACCCUCAAAAGAACCGAUAAUUCCCGUAGCAUGGGCACAUUACCAGGUGCUGUACCAUUACUUAGGCCGACAAGAGCUGAAAAAUUGAGGAGAAAGGCCAGGGAACAGAUGCACCAGCAGCAUCAAGGUGUACGUAGUGGUGAGGUGACGCCCAACAGUCCAUCGAGACCCCACAGCUCCAUGAGUCAACAGAGUGGCAGCAGCGUGGCCAGCAGCAACGUCAAUCUACGUCCACGAACAUCUACACCACGACGUCCACGACCUGCAUCUAUUGCUGGAACUGGUGUUACAGUCACAGAGAGAAACAAUUUGGGUGAAGUAAAGGGUGCGACGAAGGACUCAAAGCCCCCACUGCCAAAGGUUCACACGACUCCAAAGAAACCCUCAACACCUAGAUCAAGUACAGAGGCCCCCAGGAAGCCAAGUGAUAGAUUGAUAAAGAGUGCAAAAGCAUCACCACGUGUCACACCGAAAGCCACCCCUCUCCAGAGUCCUGGCACCGAACAGCCGCCCCUCAUACGUCAGAAUACCACUGAGAUAAUAAAAAACGAUAGUAAAGAAGUGAAAGAAAUUAAAGCUGAGGAGAAGCAAGAGGAGAAGAUAGAUCAGGGCAGUGAAAAAUGUGAGGAUAUCGUUGAGACAAAUAAUCCCAUGGUGGUGAGUGUUUCUUCGGUUGAGGCAAUCCCAGUGGUGCAGUCCACUCAGGAACUAUCUUCGUUGACACCGAAGGAGGAAAUUGCUGAGAAAAAAUCCUCCCCGGAGCCGGAGGUCAAGCCCGAGGGCGAUGUCGAGGAGAUUGUUGAUAUGUCUGCUUCGAUGAUUGCUAAAAUCCGGAUUACCACUGAGGAAGAGGCCAAGGCAGCACUUGCUGAGCGCAGGAGACUCGCCAGGGAACAGGCCGAGAGAGAGGCUGAACUCGAACGACAACGUUUGGAGGAAGAGGAGCGUCUAGAAAUGGAGAGACAACGCGCCGAGGAAGAGGAACAGCGUCGCCUGGAGGAGGAAACUCUCCGUCUGGCUAGUGAAGCUCGUGAAGCCGAGGAACAAAGGCUGCAACUGGCAAUUGAGGAUGCUAAACGCCGUGAGGAAGAGGACAGAAAACGACGUGAAGAGGAAGCUAGACAAAAACUGGAGAAAGAAGAGGCUGAGCGCAAAGCGAGGGAGGAAGCUGAGAAACAACGGCUGGAGAUGGUUGAGCGACUGAAAAAGGAGGAAGAGGAGCGUAUUGCUAGACGUAAACGAGUCGAGGCUAUUAUGAAACGCACUCGAGGUGGAAAUAAUCAAGCUAAUACGCCAACAAAGGGUGACAACGGAGAUGACAAAUCAAAAGAUGACAGCCCAAGUGAGGAGUGCAAGCCAAUGCCGGGAAACAAAGCAGAGGAUGUUAUGACGGCGAGUCUAAUCUCUGAAGCUACUCAACAAUUAAUAAAUGCUGAGCAGCAGGAUAAUCAUCCCGGAAACAAUAUCUCCACAGACAUUGUGCGUAAUGGUACAACGCACAGCAAUGGCAUAAACGAUAUUAACAAAGCUCUGCUUGAAAAUAACCAGGGCAACGAGGGUGAAUUAAAUGGACAUCAUACGAAUCAUGGAAAUGGCAUCAACAGUCAAAUCACACUCGACAAUGCAACUGUAAAACAAAACAACGUCACGAACAACCUGUUAGACCUAUCAGAGUUUGAUACACUGAGUAAUAGCAAUAAGGGUCCGAUACUGGAGAUGUCAACUAAUCUAUCCAACGAGGAUUCCCUCAACUCAAAUUUAAAUCCAGGGGCUAUGCCCUUUACUCCCAUGGUCAACCCCUUUGUGCCUGCAGCGACAAAUGCCAACACUAAUCCGUUCCAGGAUAAUUUCACCAACAACAAGACACAAGAUAAUAAUCAAUUACCAGAUCUUCUAUCAUAAAAGUUAUAAUUAAAAAAAUACUUUGAUGAUGAAGAAUGAAGAGAUAAAUACCGAUGGAAUAAUUACCAGUUUGCCCCUGGCAAACGUUAGGUAUCCCUGACGAUUAUAAUGGUAAAAAUGAUGAUUGAGAUAUUGAGUAAUGAGUUUGAUCGAUGACAAGAGUGGAGGAAUGAAGAGUGUAAAUAAACAGACGGCGAUUACCCAAAUAACCGUGAAAAAGAUAAUUGGAAUGAUGGCAGUGUCCUUGGGUGGUGCUGCUGGAAUACCCUCAACCCCUUGAAGAACCUUUACGAAUAGAAAUAUAAAAAAAUGAUAACUCUCCUUAACAGGAUCAUUUACAAGAGGAAGACCGGAGAAAUGUAAAAUAAUAUAUAAUGUUAAUUUCAAUUAUAAUUAUAGUGGCAAACAUAGACGUCAAAUUAUGCCCGUCAUAGUAAUUAAAUGCUUACAAACACUAAACUAACUUUUUAGAAGAAAAGAAAAAACAUUGAUGGGAUAUCGCCUAUUUAUAACAUUAUUUGAUUCAGAAGUGAAAAAGUAUAUUACACUCACACACUACGCAAACACCCUAUACUCUAGUGUAUGUUACAAAUUCGUCAUUAAAUUAAUUUCCCCUUUCGUUCCAUCCGAUUCAGUGUAUGCAAACUCGACAUUUGUCAUUUUAAUUAAAGGGCGAGAAGGAAAUUCUAGAUUUUAAACGGUUUUUUCACAAAACAUUUGCACAAGUUUCUCAAAAACCCAUUCGUACGGAUAUAAUUAUGAGAAUUACAUGUUCUUUUCAAUCGUCAAACAAUUGUAACAGUAAAAAUUAUAAAAAUUAUCAGAGGAUUGUCCAUUUUUUAAAAUCAAUCAGGGAGGACGAAUGAGUGAAAUUAAAAUCAUUUCUUCCGUACUCUAUUUUGGGGCGUGCACUCACUAGUCAAGUGAUUCAACAUUUUUAAUUACUCGCUCUGUUAUCCUUCAUCCGGAGAAAACAAGUAUCCUGCGACAUUUACGUUAAUGAUUAUUACUGCAGAAAUUGAAUAGUUGGCACACGUGAGUUGAGAUAUCGGUGAGAGUGAAAUUAUUGGAAAAUAGUCACUGCUAGAUGAUUUUAUUUUCACGGGGAUGAUUUAUGAUAUUCGGCCUAGUCACUGGCCUUUCAGUGACACUUGAAAGCGAUCCAUUGAGAAUGAAAAAUGUGAGAAUGAUUCACGGAAUGGUAAUUUUUUUUUUAAUCAAUAAAAAUAAUUGAUGAUUAAUCAGUGGCUAUUUAUUAAUGGUAAAGUAACACGUGAUAUAAACACCUGGAGUUAUUCCCAUGGAUUAAGUAUUUAAUGAGAGAGAAAUUAUUUCCGUUUUCUGCAGUUGCGAUUGUUAUCUUAUUUUAUUAUUCUUCAUGUAAUGAACAUUGAAAAUCUGCAUCAAUACGUCUUUUUAUAAUGGGAGCAUGUUACUGUCGUGUAGAAUUUAAUUCAGGAUUUCAACAGUUUAUUUUUCUUUUUUCGAUUAAUUUAAUUCAUUAUUGUAAAUUGUGAAUACAGAAAUGUUCAUGGAGAAUUGUGAGAAUUAUAAUCCCCCUUUUGUUGAACGUUCCCCCAGUUUUCGUGGGUUAAAUGUGGCGGAAUUAAUCUUCCUGUAGUCUAAAUAACAUGGUGUUAAUAUGAUACGUGAAAAUGAUUUUAAAUGUUGUGAGAGAACAGUUCAAUGAGAACUAAUCAUCGAUCGUGUCUAUGUGAAAUGAAAAUACCACAUUGUAAAAAAAAGAAAUGCUUGUAUGUAAUAAAUACUUAAUACAGAAA
Molecule: messenger RNA, 5806 nt
Organism: Fopius arisanus
Lineage: Eukaryota; Metazoa; Arthropoda; Insecta; Hymenoptera; Braconidae
Product: ensconsin
Exons: 15
Coding region: 687-4025 (1112 amino acids)
Biological process (GO): microtubule cytoskeleton organization
Cellular component (GO): microtubule cytoskeleton
Source: RefSeq, a predicted model, not a curated record